Messenger RNA from Chondrus crispus (carragheen), 2362 nucleotides. RefSeq lists its product as hypothetical. Lineage: Eukaryota; Rhodophyta; Florideophyceae; Gigartinales; Gigartinaceae. The transcript has 2 exons. The record is from RefSeq and is a predicted model, not a curated record. The coding region runs from base 1 to 2154 and encodes 717 amino acids.
AUGUCUGCCGUCAAGUCUUCGCUCGAUCCCGACUUCUUCACCCCCCUCGGCACAAGCCUGCCGUCCAAUGCCCAUCGCUCUUUCCAUGCCUCCCAUUCACACAUGCCUACCCCAUCGCUGCUUUCUCAAGAUGAUCUCGCCACGGUUUGGUCCUCGUCCCGCCCUUCCGUCGAGCUAGUUUCACGUGCCGCGAAGAAGUGGGUCUCUGGCCACCCCAACGGACGCCUCGACAUCCCCCGUGAUGCCACAUUCGACGAUCGCAUCCUACGCUUCGAACCCUGGGACUUCUCAGAGGUCGCCCUCGCCACCGAUGAGGUCCGUACCGCCUUCCAGCGUGGAAGCGCCCGAGCGGAGCGUCCUCCCCGGGAAGGUGUGUGCGGUACCUACUUUAUUCGGGGUGGAAAUGGUGAUGUGCUCUGCGUCUUCAAGCCGGUCGAUGAAGAGGCUACUGACAUUGACAUGUCUCCCCCUGCGUUGCCUGCACCGCAACCCAUAAGUCUGCGCUUUGGGGAGGACAAUGGUUCAGAGUUCUCGCUUGGGCCUGCUCAUGGGGGCUUUUCUUCAUCCCCACUCUCACCGUUGCCGGACAGCUUCAAUUAUUUCUUGCAUCGCACCAAGAGUCUCAGUUCCGACUCUGGUGACGAGGGUAUCACCAAUGAGUCCUUCUCGGGUCGCUCUGGCGGCUUUCAUGCGGGAGAAGGCGCGUACAAGGAAGUUGCAGCAUAUUUACUCGACCAUGAUCGCUUUGCCCGGGUGCCCCAGACAGCGCUUGCUACUUGCAAAUUCUCGUCAGAUGUCCCUGAGAAGAACCAGAAGGCCAAACACAUCCGUGCCCAUUCCAUAUCUACGACUGGUGGGGAUGACGUGUUUGAGGAUGAUGUCAUAGAGAAGUCCACGGUUGGCUCGCCUGACGAUUCUUUCUCGCGUAUGAGGACAAAGAUGGGUGCUCUACAAGUCUUCAUGAAGAACGUGGGCGAUGCCGAUGACUUUGGACCUGGCGUCUUCGACAAGGAACAAGUGCAACGUAUUGCCAUUCUUGACAUCCGGACGCUUAACCACGAUCGUCAUGGAGGGAAUAUUCUCGUCACCAAGUCGAUCGCCCCGAAUCGCCGUUAUAAUCUUGUUCCCAUCGACCAUGGAUACAUUUUGCCGGAGACGGUGCAAUCCAUUCCAUGGCCAGUGUGGAUGGAUUGGCCUAUGGUGCGGGAACCACUGUCAGACCGUCUGAAGAAUUACAUUGCACAUCUUGACGCGGAUUCUGAGGCAAACAUUCUGGACAACGAACUUGAUGGCAAGCUUCUUCCUGGAUCGCUGCAAGGUUUGAAAAUAGCCACGAUGUUAUUACAAAAGGGUGUUGCUGCUGGUUUGACGCUUUAUGAUAUCGGUUUGAUGAUGUACAGUCGCCGGGACGAACCGUAUCACGUGUCAGAGUUGACGAAGCUCAUCAAUGAAGCGGAAGAGGCAAACGUGGCGCGGGAACGCAAUUUUUCUGACCUGGAGGUGAAAAUUCAUCCGCCAUUGCCAAUAAGUGGAGACGAUCAUCUUCAUCGCCGCCAUCAGAGCAUGUCGUCGCUCUACGUGCCCGAGUCUUUCAGUGAAGAUUACGUGACAAAGUACGCAAAGCGCAGGAUUCACGAUGUAAUUGCACUAGCCGCGGCAAAGAAGGAGAAUGAAAAGAAGCGGAACUCGACUGGAGGUCGCAAGAUUCCACGGUCGAGGUCGAUUCCGGACUUUGGAGUCCGAAUCAAGCCUCUGCAGGCCAUCGUGAAUAUGCCUGAGGGAGGCCUUGUUCCGGCACCAACGCCGGCAAGUUCCCCUGUGGCAACUACGUCUAGGUCGCAUUUACCAACAGAAUCGCUCGAGGCGCAAAUGUUUUCUAGAGGUCGUGCUCCGUGCCCACAGUUUCAGAUUCCGAUUGACGAUGGAAUGAGUCGCAUUGCCUUGCCAGAGCCUAUUCCGAUGCCGGCACCCGAUACAAGCCUGUUCCGCCAUCCAUCUGUGCCGGUGCCCUUGAAGGUGGGCAGAGAUCCCCAGCCCUUGGUCAUGGACCGUUUGAGUAGCGGGGGACUGCCACCUUUAUUCAAGCCAUCCGUGCGGAAGUCUUCGCCAGUUGCUCCUCAGGAAUUUAUGGCAUGGGAGACAGGCUCAUCGUAGCAUUGUUGUAACAGCACUUGAGCAGUAAGAAGAGAAUUGGAUAUGGAACACCACCCCUAUCUAGCUGAGGUGUCCGAUGAGGAACGCCCUCCAGCAGUUGCGAAGAACACUUGUGAAGUUUAUGUAAAAUUGGUUCACUAACAUUAAACUUUUGCGGCCGUUGUCCGUUACCGCCAUGGUCGGUGACUGCCGGUCUGCAAUGUUUUCC